Messenger RNA from Cydia strobilella, 1828 nucleotides. It is a transcript of the gene MED27, whose product is annotated as mediator of RNA polymerase II transcription subunit 27. The record is from RefSeq and is a predicted model, not a curated record. Gene Ontology annotation, biological process: regulation of transcription by RNA polymerase II. The transcript has a single exon. Gene Ontology annotation, cellular component: mediator complex. Gene Ontology annotation, molecular function: transcription coactivator activity. NCBI's taxonomy places the organism in Eukaryota, Metazoa, Arthropoda, Insecta, Lepidoptera, Tortricidae. The coding region runs from base 51 to 953 and encodes 300 amino acids.
CAUGGCGGUGUUUGCUUGCAAAAUUAUAAAGAUUGUGUUUAUACAACAAAAUGAAUCAAACUCUAAAUGUGGACCAGCUGAAUUCAGCUCUUAAUUCGCUUCGAACGUUACGAUCAAGCGUCAGCCAUGUUUUCGAAACGCUAUCAAAUGGCUUGCGAGCCGACCACGGCGAAGAUGGUAAAGAUAAAUUCCUUUUGGAGCUGCAAGAACUUCUGAAUAAUGUAAAUAUUAACUUGAGAGAUUUAGAUCAGACCGUAAACGGUCUCCCGGUGCCUACAACACUCACAUUAAAUUUGGGGAACACGACAUACCUCAGCCAAGAAACUACGCAAGAGCGUCAAGCGUACUACACGCAGUUAGUCAACAGCUACAAAUGGACUGACAAAGUGCACGAGUACAGUUCCUUCGCCCACACAUUGUUAAGCCAGAACUCUCUAAAACGCUCGUACAUAAACUCCGGCAACACCAAGAGACGCGGCAAACUACAAAGCAACCAUAACGUAGCACCAGUCCAGGUCGAUCAAGUCAUCAAUAACAUCGAUAGAUCCUACAAUGACAUGAAAAUAACUAUCUCCCGCCCAUUCGCGAGCAACGCUGUUGUUCAAAUCAAUUUGAGUCAUGUUUUAAAAGCUGUUGUUGCAUUUAAAGGACUGCUCAUGGAAUGGGUGAUGGUUAAAGGGUAUGGUGAAACUCUGGAUUUGUGGACGGAAUCUCGACACCAUGUCUUCAGGAAGGUAACAGAGAAUGCUCAUGCAGCUAUGCUUCAUUUUUACUCUCCAACAUUGCCAGACUUAGCGGUGCGUUCGUUUAUGACAUGGUUGCAUAGUUACGUGAACCUGUUUAGUGAGCCUUGUAAGAGAUGCUCAUGCCACCUGCACCACACGUCGCUGCUGCCACCGGCGUGGCGCGACUUCCGCACGCUGGAACCGUUCCACGAUGAAUGCAAACAAUAGUCUUUGUGGUAUUGAACGAGAGAGUUGGGAAAAGACUUGUUGCGUUAAGUCUCGUUCAAUAUAAGAAUAUGUAGUGUAAUGAGGGGACUGUGUAACUACCAGCAGGAUUGUGAUCAUACUGUUCCAGUUCAUAACACUUAAGAGUGAAUGAACCAACUAAUUAAUUGAUAUGUCAAUGGACAUUGUCUUUAUCUCAUCAUUAUAUUUACCACAAAGGAAAUAAUAUGUAUUUCCAUAAUAUUUGCUAAGUAACAGUUAAAAAGUAUUUAAGGGAUAUUUGGAAUUACAGUGAAAUCUCGAUAAUCUGGCACUUUGAUGGUCCAAUAUACCCAGUAAUCACUAAAAUUGAGGCACAAAUGAUCAUUAUAUGUCCUAAUUUACUAUGUGCGCUUACAUUAUCAAACUUCAAUCUCUUUAUAAAUGGCUAAGUUCCAGAUAACAGUAGAAUUUUCUUUGAAUUUAGUAUUUUUGUAAAAUAUAUUUCUGACACAUCAAAAUAAUACACAGAUUUGCUCUAACUUCCACUAAUCCGCCUCUUGUGUGUCAGCAUUAGUGGCAGAUUAGUGAGAUUGUACUGUAUGUGUAAAAUUAUACCAAUUUUAUUGCAUAGUAUUCUUAUAUAUUUGCAUAUCAUUAAUUAGAGAUAAUUAAGAAUAUAAGGUUAAUGUGGCCAAAUCCGUCUGUAAGAAAUUCUGUACACAAGAGUACUUUUCUUAUUUUUUUGCAACAGCAGACAAUAGUGCACACUGAACACCUACUUUUGACUGCUAAAACUAAAAGCCAUCACUGCUUUGUCAAUGAAGAUAACACUCAUGUAUUAUUAUUUGGAAAAGCUUAUGUACUUACGAAAUUUCAAACUGAUUUGGCCAGAUUGC